Messenger RNA from Pyricularia grisea, 2613 nucleotides. RefSeq lists its product as uncharacterized. NCBI's taxonomy places the organism in Eukaryota, Fungi, Ascomycota, Sordariomycetes, Magnaporthales, Pyriculariaceae. Gene Ontology annotation, molecular function: zinc ion binding; DNA-binding transcription factor activity, RNA polymerase II-specific. The record is from RefSeq and is a predicted model, not a curated record. Gene Ontology annotation, biological process: regulation of DNA-templated transcription. The transcript has 4 exons. The coding region runs from base 334 to 2613 and encodes 759 amino acids.
AUCUCUCCUGACUACCAAAAGAUCAAUUCUCCAUCAUAGGGAACCGCACCUUUUAGGGGGCGAUAUUGGACAAAGAAACCAAAAAAAAACUGGCAACGUCACCGCGAUUCAUCACAAAACGGGAUAUUUCCAUUACAACAGGAGAGUUAACGGGACGCGUAGGCUCGUCUUUUUUUGUGGUUCUCCUUACUUUCUCUCUUUGUCUCCCAAUACCAUUCAUUCUGUUGACCAUAGUUCUACUACCCCGACUGAAACUACCAGAUUUUUUGGAACCCCUCCAAAAAAAGAAAACAGACAAAAAAAAAUCAGACCACAAGAUCCCCGGCAUGAACCAUGUCAGCAAGAGGCGCGCUGACCGUCCGGGCCUGCAGCAAAUGCCGCAAGAAGAAGAGAAAGUGCGAUGGUCAACACCCCUGCUCCAACUGUCAAGCUCGACAAGAACCCUGCAACUACAGCGUCAAGGAGUGGACGUCAAAGGAUGGGCUGCGGUCCGAGAUACAGGAGCUCAAGAGGAGGCAGGAGAGCACCGACACGGUCCUGGACGCGUUGAGGUCGCCUAGCACCAGCGGCAUCGUGCUGGAGCAGCUCCAGCGCGGCGAUUCCGUCGCCGAGAUUGAGGAAAAGGUUCUGGGCUUGACCUCGAGGAAUCCCGGAGUUGCAGUCGAUGGAGCGUCGUCGCGAGCAGCCGUCUUAGCUGACGGGGCGCGAGGUGGCGGUGGUGUUGGUGUCGGUGAUGUAAAUGGCGCGGUUACUUUUAGACGCGGCUCCUCUUCCGCGUCGAGCUCACACGCUCCCAUGUUGACGGGUCUCCCUUUCGACGUGGGCAUGAUUCGCUCCAGCAUCAGCCCGGACGGGAUGACUAUGGCGGUUCCAGUGGCAGUGGCGCCGGGAAUGCUCCCGCCGAUGAAAAAACUCUCAGAAUCGUACACUUCGGCCGGGUCCGAGUCUUCAUCAGCAACCACGUCCCCGCCGCUCCCGCGACCGCAUCCUAAGCCGCUACAGCAGCGCGACUCGGCAUCCUCAUGGCCGCCACCACCACUACCACCACCACAACAACCCCCGACGACGACGACAACGACGAAUUUUGACCAAAUGCGGGGCGGCCCCCGCAUCUUCUCGACCGCCAUCAUGGAAUACCACGUCAACCUCCUAUUCUCAUGGGAAUGCCCACCGCUGACCAUGAUCGACCGCGUCGCCUUCCUGACAGAUUUCGCCACGAGCAGAGACCGAUACUGCUCAAACGCGCUCGAGUACGCCAUCAUGGCUGUCAGCACGAGGCUGAACGAUGCCCUGGCCAACAGGGACCCGAGGACUUCUGCGCCGGGCCCCUCGACGACGACGACGAGUGAGAGACAGCUCAUGGAUCACCACCACCACCACCAUCACCAUAAACUUCAUCACCAGCAGCAGCAGCAGCAACAACAACAACAACAACAGCCGGGCAAACUGUAUUUUGACCGCGGGCUGAUGCUGCUCUCGGACGAGACGCAACCCGCGAGGCUGCCAGACGUGCAGGCGCUUGGCCUCUUGUCUCUCUUUGAAGUGUGUAACGGCAACGAAGGGUUCGCGCGCGUCCUGGCCGAGCGCUGUCUUCAAGGAACACUGGAGCUGCUGCGGCGGGAGACGACAGCCCCAGCAGGGAUGUCGCCGACUGACACGUCUAGCCUGACGAGGCAAGAAGUUGCCGAGACGUACGCGGGUGCUUAUACGCUGGCCAGCAUCCUAGAACUAGUGACAUACUCGCAGCCAGGCGCCCUACGUUCAUUGUCGUGGCAGCCGUGGCUCAGAGAGAACGCCGGGAGCCGCACGAGAAAGUUUUCCGACGUAGUAUUCGACCUGACUUGCAUCAUCGGGACGACCUUGUCCCUCCCAAUGUCAAAAGAUCCCGCCGUCGUUCUGGGCGUCUAUGAAAAGUGCCUCGAGUGGUACAACUCUGCGCUCGGGGUGCUGCGGGAUGCCGUGGCCGAAGGGACGCCGUCUAGUUUGUUUCUCCACAUGUACUACCAUUUCUACCUCGGCGUUCUCUUCCGCCCGCUGGCCGACCAACUAAGCCACGACAGCACCGACGGCUACGACUUUGACAUGUCAUCAGGAUCAUCCGGGCCGACCAGCAUGACGAUGACGACGACGACGACCAUCACGACGGCGACGGGCGACCGGGUCAGCCCGCGGACCAUCUGCACCGAGUCGGCGCACGCCGUCAUCGCGCUGGCCCAGUCCUUUCGGCGCAUCCACACGCUGCGGCGGACGCCCGCCUUCCUGCCGUACUUUGUCUACGCCGCGGGCCUGAUGCUGCUGGAGCAGGACUGGAUCGAGGCAAGAGGGGGAGCUACAACCGAUGCCGCCGGUGGUGGUGUUGAUGGGGUGGUGGACGGUGUGGUGAAUGGGGUGGGCGAUGGUGGGCGACGAGGAGGAGGUGGGGGAGGAGGAGGAGGCAGUGAUCGGGGCAGCAGCGUCAGCAGCAGACACGGCCAUAUCGGCGGCAUGAGAAGGGAGAGCGUGCAGAAUGCCGGCGUCGCGUUGGCGUUGGCUCAGCUGGCAGAGAUGGCCAGGGGUCAUCCUGCGGCCGCAGAGGCCUUGGAGGAUUUGAGGAGCAAGGACAUGAAUAGGUAG